AUAAUAAUAAUAAUGGGACCAAAUAAUGAAAUCUUGUUUGAUCAAUCAAUUUCAUUGAAUGAUAAUGAUAAUCGAAUGACUGAAUCAGUACAAAUUCCAACAAAAACCAAUUUGAUUAUGAAUCAUUUCAACGACAAUAAUGAUGAUGAUGAUUACGAUCAACCUUACAAUCAUAAACAUUCCAAUGGAAAAAUCAUUCCAAUUUCUCAUCACAAUAAUUUAGCUAAAUUUAUCAACAAUAAUAGCAAUGAUAAGUUUCCCAAUGACAAUCGAAAUCGAUUGAAUGGUGAUGAUAUGGAAAUGGAUAAUUUAAAAACAUCAACAAUGAUGAUGAAAUCAAAUCAUUUGAAUGGCUAUCAUCAUCAUUAUCAUAAUAUAAAACAUACGAAUAAGUCAUCAAUAGAUCAAGAUUAUUUAAAUGGUCAAUUAAAUGGCCCAAUGAAUGGUUUCCAUCAUUAUAAAAAUGGAAAAAUUUCCAAUGCAAUCCAUUACAACGACAAUCAUGAUGAUGAUGAUGAUAGCAAACGACCAAAUGGUAUAAACGGAUUCAUUUGUAACAAUCACCAUCAUCACCAUAAAGAUUAUCUACAGCCUAUUGUUAAUGAUGAUAGUGAUACGGAACAAGAACACUGCCCUGAAUUGCAAUUGUCUUCAAUCAAAAAAUAUAAUAAUAAUUAUUCAACUGUUGAAACAAAGAAAAAUAGCAUUUUAAAAAAUUAUUCAAAUGAAAAAAAUAGCUACAAUAAACAAAUAUCAAAAUCAAAAUCAUAUUAUUGUUCAACGACAAAAACAGCUAAUACAAGAUUAAAAAUUAAAUCGACACCUGAUAAUCGUUUUAAUCGUUAUGAAGAACCACCAUAUCAUAUUGCCUUCCUUUGUUAUGUUAGUUAUGCUGUACUAAUUAUAUUUGGUUAUCUUCGUGAUUUUAUGCGUAAAACUGGAUUGGAAAAAAAUUUAUCGGCCGUUGAACGUGAUCGUGAGGGAUAUACAUCUUUAUAUAAAAGUUUUGAAUCAUUUUAUACCCGUAAUAUUUAUCGUCGUAUACGUGAUGCAUGGAAUCGACCAAUUGCAAGUGUACCCGGUGCUGAAAUCGAUGUUGUUGAUCGCCAUUCAUCGGAUGAAAAUUGGACAUUUGAAUUUCCUGGGACAAAAUAUCGUGUAAUCAAUAUGGGAUCAUAUAAUUAUCUUGGCUAUGCUGAAAAUAGUGGACCAAUACAUGAAAAAGUUGUCAAAACAAUUAGAGAUGAUGGUGUUGGUAUUUGUUCGACACGCAAUGAAUUUGGUCAUAAUGAACAUGUUAAACAACUAGAACAAUUGGUGGCUAGAUUUUUAGGUGUCGAAUCAUGUGUUGUAUUUGGAAUGGGUUUUGCAACAAAUUCAACUAAUAUACAAUGUUUUGUUAGCCAAGGAUGCCUAAUUAUGAGUGAUUCUAAUAAUCAUGCAUCACUGAUUUUGGGUUGUCGUCUUUCGGGUGCCACUAUACGUAUAUUUAAACAUAAUAAUAUGAAAGAUUUAGAACGUAAAAUUCGUAGAUAUAUUGUUGAUGGACAACCAAAGACUGGUGAACCAUGGAAAAAGAUUAUUAUUAUUGUUGAAGGAAUAUAUUCAAUGGAAGGAACAAUUGUAAAUCUGCCUGAAUUAAUACGAAUCAAAAAACAAUAUAAAUGCUAUAUUUAUCUGGAUGAAGCACAUUCAAUCGGUGCACUUGGACCCAAUGCACGUGGUGUAAUCGAUUAUUUUGGAUGCGAUCCAAAUGAUGUUGACAUAUUGAUGGGAACAUUUACAAAAAGUUUUGGUGCUGCCGGUGGUUAUGUAGCCGGUCGUCGGGAUCUUGUUGAUCUGAUACGAAUCAAUUCAUUUAGCCAUUAUUAUGCUAAUCCAAUGUCGGCACCGAUUGCAAUGCAAAUUAGCUGUGUAAUACGAUCAUUGUCAGGUGAAGAUGGUACUGAUGAUGGAAGAAAACGUAUACAAAAAUUAGCACACAAUUCUCGAUAUUUUCGUAAAAAAUUACGUCAAAUGGGUUUUAUUAUUUAUGGUCAUGAUGAUUCACCUGUCGUACCGUUAUUGCUUUGUUUUUGUUCAAAAAUUGCAGCCGUAAUCCGUAUGGCCCAUGAUAAAGGUCUUGGAUUUAUCGGUGCUGGUUAUCCUGCCACAUCAUUGACCACUGGAAGAGUUCGAUUCUGUAUAUCAGCUGCCCAUACCAAAGAUAUGUUAGAUCGUUCAUUGAAUGUAAUGAAUGAAAUUGGCGAUAAGAUUAAUAUCAAAUAUUCAACUGAAACUGUUGACGAUAAGGAUGAUGAUGAUGAAGAAUUUCAUAAUUAUGAUGGCAAUGAUGAUUAGGUUAUUUUUUUUCCUCAAAAAAAAAAAUCAUAUAUCUGGUAGUCUGUCUCUGUGAUAAAUAACGAUGAUGAUGAUGAUGGUUGCUACAAAACGAAUCAAAAAAAAAAAACAAACGGAGACCAAAUAAUCUUCAAAAUUAACCUCUGAACUUUCUGAUUCUCUCACUAUUCAUAAUUCAUUCCAGACGAAAAAAAAAAAAAUUUAAUUUUAGUCAACCAAAUAUAUAAAUAUUGUAAAAUCAUCAAGAGAAAACAACCAUUUUUUAUUCGAAUCAAUCAAAAAUAUACAUAUAAAUUACACUGGUUUUUAUUUAUAUAUUAUUAUAAUUGUAGAUGAUGAUAAUUUGUUACUAAUAACACCGCCCCGAAUACACUCACACUAAUUUGUUAGAAGGUUUCUUUUUUUUUCAUUCACGUAAAUAUUAUUAUUUUUUACUUAAAAAAUAAUUCCAAUCAA
This is a messenger RNA of Dermatophagoides farinae (American house dust mite), 2796 nucleotides long. The record is from RefSeq and is a predicted model, not a curated record. NCBI's taxonomy places the organism in Eukaryota, Metazoa, Arthropoda, Arachnida, Sarcoptiformes, Pyroglyphidae.